This is a messenger RNA of Arachis ipaensis, 1068 nucleotides long. NCBI's taxonomy places the organism in Eukaryota, Viridiplantae, Streptophyta, Magnoliopsida, Fabales, Fabaceae. The record is from RefSeq and is a predicted model, not a curated record.
ACCAUCAAAAUUAAAUUAUGUACAUUUUAUUUUAAAUAUUAAUACUGUAUAGUAAUAACCAAAAGUAGUUCUUCAUGAAUAACCCUCUUGACAAUACCAUGCAACUUUCCCGAAUCAUCGUCCCUGGACACCACGAAACACGCCCUUCAUCACAACAUCAAUAAUAAUUCGUCGUUCUUCACUCUCCACUGCCCUCCCCAUUUCUCCAACACUGUGCCAAACCACCUCACGCGCCAUUCGGAGAUUCACAAGCCUCCAAUGGCCGAAUCGCCUCCUCUCCCAAUCUCCACUCCACACGCCCACACUGCCCCAGCCACUCCCCCGAUCGCCACAUUCGCAUUCCGCGCCUUCAUCCCCCGCCUCAGCUCCUCCCUCCGCCAAGGCUUUUCCGACCGCCGCCCCUGGUCGGAGCUCCUCGAUCGGAGCUCAUUUGCCCGACCCGAAUCCCUCUCCGACGCAUACUCCCGGAUCCGCAAGAACGCUUCCUACUUCCGCGUCAACUACGUAACCCUAAUCGCACUCGCACUUGCUCUCUCACUCGUCACUCACCCUUUCUCUCUCCUCGUGCUUCUCUCUCUCCUCGCCGCGUGGUCCAUCCUCUACCUAUUCCGCCCCUCUGACCAGCCACUCCUCCUCUUCGGCCGUAGCUUCUCCGACCGGGAGACCGUCGCCGCCCUCGUCGUCCUCACCGUCUUUGUCGUCUUCGUCACCAGUGUCGGUGCUCUCUUGAUCUCCUCCCUCACCGUUGGUUUAGCCGUCGUGUGCUUGCACGGCGCGUUCCGUGUACCGGAGGAUCUUUUCCUUGAUGACCUGGAGCCUCGCAAUGCCGGAUUGCUCUCGUUCCUCGCCGGCGGUCCGGCCGGUUCGCGUUUGUGAGCAUAGGGUUCUGGAUUGUCUCGGAGGUUUUGUUCUGAUUAAUUAGUUGAACUUGUAGCUUCUUUCAUUUUAGGUAAUUGGUAAUUUUCUUCUUAUACCACUAUUCAUAUACAUAUAUGUAGAUGGCAAUUAUUGCAACUUGACAAGUUUUAUGAUCUCAAUUAAUGAAGUUUUGGUAUCAUUUUUUCUUUA